AUGACUUUUCUGGAUUUUGACUACAGAGAAAGCGAAGGCCAGGCAUGGCGGAGGAUCCGCUGUGCGCUUGAUGAAGAUGCUGCCGCGAGCUGUGAAUGCCAGGGCUUCAAACUGUCUGCCUUGUGCCAACAGGCCUGGGCGAUUGUCCUGAGUCGGUAUAGCUCUUCUCACUGCGUGGCAUUCGCUAUCGGCAAUAACGACGCUGUCAACACCACAUUAUCCAGCGUUUGCGAAACAACAAUCGACCCAGAUAUAUCGGUUGUCGACCUUGUGACCAACAAAUUCAGUUCGACGACAUCGAGUCCCCUCGAGUCCUCGCCCGAUAAAUUGGGAUGCAAUACCGGAGUUGCAUUUAACAUAAGGGAGGAUGAUGAAACAUUGAACUUGAAGAUGCCAAAACUGCAUUUUGUUUUAUCUAUCUCCUCGUCGGGGCUCUGGUUGUUCCAUUCGUCGGGGAUUUCAUCAUGGCAUGCAAACAAUCUCGUUUGCUCCGUUGAAACUGCUAUCCAUGAAAUGAUCCAGAACCCGAGCCGAGCAGUGAAAGAUCUCGAUCUUCUGAGCGAAAGCGGCAAAUAUCAACUGCCUGAAUGGAAUAAACGCCCGCGGACAACUGAAGUCGUUCCUGUCGUAGACGCGAUCAAAAAGCAUGUUCUUCAGCAGCCAGCGCACCCAGCGAUUUGUGCAUGGGACGGCAACCUCACCUAUGCGGAGUUUGACAAUGUAACAAGUCGACUGGCACACUAUCUGCGGGGCCUUGGGAUUGGAGAGAACUCGUUGGUCCUUGUGGGCUUCGAGAAGACGGUGAAUGCGAUUAUUGCCGUGGUGUCCAUCCUCAAAGCGGGCGCAGCCUUCGUCCCCGUUAGUCCUCAUUAUCCCACAGCACGUAUGCAAAUCAUUGCGGAUAUGACACAGUCGCCACUGUCAAUGACCUCGCCACAAUUCACUGCUAUUUUUGAGCGUGUUCAUGUUCCAGCUCUGGAGUUGACUCAAUCGUUCAUCGCGGGUCUGCCAGAACUCGAUCAGCUGCAAGAAGAACUUCCUGCGACCGACCUGGAACGCUGCGCAUAUGUCAUGUUUACGUCUGGCAGUACCGGUCGCCCGAAAGGAGUUGUUCACACUCACCGAUCUCUGUCUGCGUUGGUAAAUCAAGCACCCGCCUUCGAGAUGUACCCGUCCAGCAGGGUUCUCCAAUUUGCCCCGUCCAUCUUCGCUGCCUCGUUGAUGGACAUGGUUUUACCCUUGAUCUUAGGAGCGACAAUGUGCAUCGCGUCGCAACAUGACCUGAUGAACGAUUUGGAGGCGGCUAUGAAUCGUUUCCAAGUAACAGUUACUAUCAUGACACCAUCAGCGAGCAAAGCCAUGGAUCCGGCUCAGGUCAAAGAACUGCGCGCAUUGUGCUUGGCUGGAGAGCCAAUAAGUGAGGCCGUAUUAACUAAGUGGACAGGGUCAGUCAAGCUUGUGUCAGGAUAUGGGCUGUCUGAAAUAGCUGGUGGCGCAUGCACUACAGAACUCCAAGUGUCAAAGCACUCUCAAAAUAUAGGGAUUUCCCCUUCUGGUCGCAUAUGGCUCGCAGACCCUCUUAACCUACAGAUCCCCGCUCCUGUUGGUUCGAUCGGAGAGAUAUUAUUUGACGGAGAGAAUGUGAGUCAAGGAUAUUUGAAUGACCCAGAAAAGACGGCCGCCAUGUAUAUUGAACCUCCAGGAUGGGUUCUUCAUUCCUCCCCCGAUCCGGUUCCUCGCCUAAUGCUGAGAACUGGGGACCUUGCGAGGUAUGUGGAAGAUGGCUCUAUUGUGUACAUUGGCCGCAAAGAUAUGCAAGUGAAAAUCCGCGGGAAAAGAGUCGAACUUGGCGAGGUUGAAAGCACUAUUCGUCCGCAUCUGGCACCCGACGAGACAGUAAUUACUGAGGCCAUCUCUCCAUCAGACAUGGAAGGGACGACCAUCUUGAUCUGUUUCAUCUACGCAGCUUCCAAUGCAGGAGAUCAGCUCACCUCAUGUUCUCCAUUCGUGCCACCUACUCGGUCCUUCCAGACGGAAACAGCGAGGCUUGAUGUCCUAGUUCGCGCAACACUGCCUGAUUUCAUGGUGCCGAGCAUUUACAUACCACUGGCCCGAAUCCCGAAGACUCCAUCCGGUAAAACCGAUCGUCUAGCAUUGAAGAAGCAUGCCGCGGGAAUGACCUGGCAAGAGCUGGAAGUCUAUGUUCACGCCAAUGACGAGCCACGUGUUCAGCCGCAAACCGAUAUCCAGAGGUUGUUGCACACAUUGUUCUGUGAGGUUCUCAACCGCUAUCCUGAUGAUCUUGGGAUCAAUGAACCAUUUAUCAAACUUGGGGGUGACUCAAUACAGGCUAUUCGGCUGGUCCAGAUGUGUCGAAGCGCUGGCAUCUCUUUGACUGUUCAGGAUAUUUUGGACCACGGCACUAUUGCCGAACUGGCCGAACUGGUAAAACAGGCGCCAGAGCAAGCUCCUUGGAAAUCAAUAAGUGAGGAUAUUCCUACUUCUGCUGUUUUCGAGCAAGUGAACAAUCUCGGGUUUCCGGUGGACGAGGUGGAAGCAAUUCACCUAUGCUCCCCAAUGCAGGAGGGAAUACUGAUGAGUCAACUAAAAAGCCCCGAUCAGCAUACACUGAGGGUUCUCUAUGAGGCCCAGUUAGCCAAAAGCGGUGCCACGGUUGAUCAUGAGCGAUUUAAAAGUGCAUGGAGGCAAUUGACCCAACGUCACCCGAUGCUUCGAUCCAUAUUCGUGACAAAUGUAAAGCCUCAAGUCUUCGCGGCACAGGUUCAGCUAAGGAAUGAAGCCCCUCCUCAGAUCUACAGGUUAGAGGAAAGAUUGGAGUCCCCGAGUGUUGUCAAGCAGCACCAGAACACUCAACUCUCUAGUUCACUGCUACCACAGCUUUCCAUUCACAUUGCAUCCAAUGGCCGAGUAUUCGUUGAGAUUGAACUCACCCAUGCAGUGACAGACGGUCUGUCAAUGUCAAUUAUUGUUAGGGAUUUUUGCGCUUUGUACAAUGAGAAACAGCUAUCGCCUUUGAAUUUCAAUUAUGCGGACUACACGAACUACAAAAGGCAGACAGUUCAUGAUAGUGCUCUAUCCUACUGGAAAGAAUACCUUGGUGGCAUGGACUCCUGCCAGUUUCCGACAGAAAGUUCAGACGGACCCCCGUCCAAGCCAAUUGAAAAUCGUCACAGUCAUGAGUUCAGGAGUGUUAUGGUUGAUAUCGGCUCAGCGGCAACCUACCACACAUUCACCCGUGCCACGGGAACCACGUUAGCAAACGUUAUCAAGCUCGCAUGGUGCCUUGUUCUGCGCACGGUGACCCGUACGGAUGAUGUUUGUUUUGGUUAUCUGAUUUCCGGUCGCGAUGCACCCAUAGAUGGGGUAAUGGAUGCUGUUGGACCUUUGAUUGAUUUGAUGAUCUGCAGACAGCGAUUUGAACCUACCUCCACUGUUUCCGAUAUCUUGUCCUCUAUCCAAUCGGACUUUGGGACUGGGUUGACACACAGGGGAGCUUCAUUUGCCGAUAUCCGACGAGCGUUGAACUUUGACAGAGAUGAGAUAAUGUUCAACACUUGCAUUACUCAAUACCCACUCUUCACCAAUGCCCACGGGGAUGAAUACGACAUGGCACUUUCUGAAGUCUCGAGACAUGAUCCGAAUGAGUUUGACCUCGGCUUAGAGGUUAUGGUAUCUGAAGACGACAUCUCGACGAGACUCAAAGCAUACACCUCCGUCGUUCCAACUGCACAAAUGAAGAGGAUCGGUGCUCUGUUCGGCCACAUUAUGAAGGCAAUUGUGACGGGUUUUGAUCGUAGCAUUGAUGACCUUGAGCUUAUUUCUGAGGACGACCGCUCGAUGAUCAAACAUUUGAAUAAGAGUGUCCCACAUUCUGUUGAUCAAUGUGCCCAUGAGAUUAUCCAAGCACAAUGCCAGGCUCAACCCUCUGCACCAGCAGUGGAUGCCUGGGACGGAAAAUGGACCUACAAGGAACUUGAUGAAUUAUCUACCACUAUUUCACAGUAUCUUACGUUAGAAGGUGUGACUUCGGAAACUUUCGUGCCAGUCUUCAUGGACAAAAGUCGUUGGGUACCAAUUUCUUUACUAGCUAUUCUCAAAGCUGGGGCAGCUUUUGUUCUUCUUGAACCGUCUCAGCCCGUGCAGAGAUUGCAAGAGAUCUGCAAUGAUCUAGGGUCGACUGUGAUAAUAUCGACGCAGACAUACCGGCAGACUGCGAAUUCUCUUGUUUCUAAUGUUGUUCUGCUUGACAAUCAGUCACCUAUUCCUUCAGCCAAUAGGCUGGAUGGGGAGCACACUGUGACGGUCGGCCCAAGAAACAUGGCAUAUGCAGUCUUCACGUCAGGAUCCACUGGCAAGCCCAAGGGUGUGAUGAUUGAACACCGCUCCCUAUGUACCACUGGGGCCUCAAUGAGACGUCAUUCUCCCAUGAACAGCGACAUGAGGAUGUUUCAGUACGCAUCGUUUGCGUUUGAUGUCAGCGUAUUGGAUCUGAUUGUCUGCUUUAUGGCAGGAGGGUGUCUUUGCAUACCCUCGUUUGAGGGUCGGCAAAAUCGUCUUUUGGAAAGUCUCAACGAAUUAAAGGCUAAUUAUGUUGCUUUGACACCCACCGUCACACGAACUUUGCAGCCAGAGAGGCUUACGUCUUUGAAGACCCUCAAAGUGAGCGGAGAGGCACUGAGUGCCUUCGAUAUCCAGCGAUGGGGUGCCGUACCCGGCAUCCAAUUUAUCAACAUGUAUGGACCAGCCGAGUGCACAAUCAAUGUAACAGUGCAGGCUCCUGUCACCUUAGGGUCUCUACCACAUGCCAUUGGGUAUUCUAUGUCCAACUCCACCGCAUGGGUAGUCGAGCCGAAGGAUCAUGAAAGGCUUUGCCCUGUAGGUGUUGUGGGAGAGUUGGUCAUCCAAGGCCCAGUGGUAGCGCGCGGGUACCUGAACCGUCCAGACCAGACAGCAGCAGCUUUUAUUCCACCUCCUCGCUGGCUAUCCCAGUUUAUGCAAGUAGCAUCGGAAGAAAAGCUAUACAAGACUGGGGAUCUUGUCCAGUACGCUACUGAUGGCACACUAUUGUACAAGGGGCGUAAAGACAGCCAGGUCAAGCUCCGUGGCCAGCGACUCGAAUUGGGCGAAGUCGAGGAGCAUCUUCGCCGUGUCUUUCCCAAUGCCACCGAAGUUAUUGCCGAGGUAGCCUCGUUGAAUCAAGGAAGAACAAAGGCAUUGGCUGCAUUUAUAUACCAGACAAACUGGGAUCAUGGUUUAUCUGCUUCUCCUCGAGAUGAUGAACCUAGUCAACAGCUGCUUCAUCCCCCCUGUGACGCCUUUUCUAGCGCAGUUUCCCAGGCCAAACUUGACUUGGCUGCUUCACUCCCUAGUUAUAUGGAGCCCUCUAUUUACUUACCACUGGCCCGAAUCCCUCAAACACGGAGUGGAAAGACCGACCGAGGCCAGCUGCGUAAGGUUCUCAGCACAGGUUUGCACGAGCAAUGGGCAGGCAGUUUCCAGGCAAGAGCGGCUCGAAAAGAUCCCAGCAACGAAGCAGAGUCUAUUUUGUGCCGUGGUGUGGCUAUCACCCUUGCUUUGGAGGAGCAAGACGUCAGCAUGGAUGAUAAUUUCUUCCGCCGAGGAGGCGACUCCGUCGCAGCAAUGAUGCUGGUGAGCCUGCUGCGGGAGCAGAAUUAUCAUAUCACAGUUGCGGAUAUUUUCCAGCAUCCUCGCCUGGACUCAAUGGCGCAAGUGAUGCAUUGCGAUCUCCCCCUGGGCGUUUCCGAUAUCCCGAAACCCUUCGCCCUGCUCGGUGACAACCCUGAAUCACGCCAGGUAGUCAUUCAGCAGGCCAUGGAGCAAUGUGUCGUUCCACAAGACGAAGUCGAAGAUAUUUACCCCUGCUCUCCCCUUCAACAUGCAUUUUUCCUCUUCAGCGCCCGUAAGAAAGGUACUCUCGUCGCUCAGUUUGCGUAUAAUCUGCGAUCGACAAUCGAUCUUGAGUUGCUGCGGAAGGCCUGGCACACGACCACACUCGCGCAUCCUCAGCUUCGUACUCGCAUCAUCAGCGUUGAUGGAAAAGAUGAGAUGCACCAGGUGGUCCUUCGCGAAGGAGUUGAUAUUGAAUUUUAUGAGCCACCAACUGAAGAUGUAUCUGAUUUUAUGCCCGAUCUUCCAAUCGACGUUGCAACUGGAAAGCCCUUGCUCCGAAUUGCUUUUGUGCGCCGUCCAUCAAGUGAUCAGCACAGGCUUGUGAUAAGCCUCCAGCACUCCAUGUAUGACGGGUGGUCACUGGCUGUGUUGAUGCAAGAGCUUGAGCGGGCUUACUCUGGAGCUGCUCUGGAACAUCUACCCACCUCGUCAUUCAUCAGGCACAUUAAUCAAACAAAGGGUGCAGCCAAGCAGUUCUGGACUGAAGAGCUCAAGAAUCUCCGAGCUCCUAACUUCCCACCAGUUCCUUCGUCCAACUACACACCCCAUCCAAGUGCCACUUUAGUUCGGAAGGUCCCCAUCCCUCAACGUGCCACUGGUCAAAUUACUCUGUCCACGAAAGUCCGCUGGGCAUGGGCCCAAGUUCUCUCACUUUACACUGGCAGUUCAGAGGUAGCUUUCGGUCUUGGUACGGCUGGAAGGGGUACGCCAGUUGCCGGGAUCGAAAGGAUGAUGACGCCUACAUUAGGCAUCUUCCCCUAUCGUCUCUACAUCGAUCCAGAGGUGACUGUGAUAGAAGCUCUUCGCAAAGCACAGCAGAACUACGUCAAGAUCUUGCCUCAUGAGCACUACGGAAACCCAAAUAUCUCGAGAUUGGCGACCGGUCCAACUUCUGCGGUCGCACUCCAAACGCUUCUGAUCGUCCAGCCCCAACCGCCAGAGCAGCCGUCUUCGCUAUACUCCGAGCAAGAGCUGCUUCCUCAAACGGGUGCCUUCCAUGUUCGCGCGCUGUCACUUCACUGCUAUCUCCAAAAGAGCUCAGUUGAGGUUUUCGCUUGUUAUGAUGAACAGGUACUUCCAGAGCAAGAAAUGCUCCGCGCUAUCUCCUUGUUUGAUACCAUCUUCCAACAGAUCUGCGGUGAGCCCGAGAUGCUUGUACAGGAUUUGAAGGGUCUGCCUGCUUAA
Messenger RNA from Aspergillus melleus, 7116 nucleotides. RefSeq lists its product as uncharacterized. The record is from RefSeq and is a predicted model, not a curated record. The transcript has a single exon. Lineage: Eukaryota; Fungi; Ascomycota; Eurotiomycetes; Eurotiales; Aspergillaceae. Gene Ontology annotation, biological process: amino acid activation for nonribosomal peptide biosynthetic process; secondary metabolite biosynthetic process. The coding region runs from base 1 to 7116 and encodes 2371 amino acids. Gene Ontology annotation, molecular function: phosphopantetheine binding; catalytic activity. Gene Ontology annotation, cellular component: cytoplasm.